This is a messenger RNA of Schistosoma intercalatum, 879 nucleotides long. The record is from the annotation of a GenBank genome assembly. Lineage: Eukaryota; Metazoa; Platyhelminthes; Trematoda; Strigeidida; Schistosomatidae.
AUGGGUAUAGAUGUAUCAUCAUCAUCAUCAUCAUCAUCAUCAUCAUCAUCAUCAUCAUCAUCAUCAUCAUCAUCAUCAUCAUCAUCAUCAUCAUCAUCAUCAUCAUCAUCAUCAUCAUCAUCAUCAUCAUCAUCAUCAUCAUCAUCAUCAUCAUCAUCAUCAUCAUCAUCAUCAUCAUCAUCAUCAUCAUCAUCAUCAUCAUCAUCAUCAUCAUCAUCAUCAUCAUCAUCAUCAUCAUCAUCAUCAUCAUCAUCAUCAUCAUCAUCAUCAUCAUCAUCAUCAUCAUCAUCAUCAUCAUCAUCAUCAUCAUCAUCAUCAUCAUCAUCAUCAUCAUCAUCAUCAUCAUCAUCAUCAUCAUCAUCAUCAUCAUCAUCAUCAUCAUCAUCAUCAUCAUCAUCAUCAUCAUCAUCAUCAUCAUCAUCAUCAUCAUCAUCAUCAUCAUCAUCAUCAUCAUCAUCAUCAUCAUCAUCAUCAUCAUCAUCAUCAUCAUCAUCAUCAUCAUCAUCAUCAUCAUCAUCAUCAUCAUCAUCAUCAUCAUCAUCAUCAUCAUCAUCAUCAUCAUCAUCAUCAUCAUCAUCAUCAUCAUCAUCAUCAUCAUCAUCAUCAUCAUCAUCAUCAUCAUCAUCAUCAUCAUCAUCAUCAUCAUCAUCAUCAUCAUCAUCAUCAUCAUCAUCAUCAUCAUCAUCAUCAUCAUCAUCAUCAUCAUCAUCAUCAUCAUCAUCAUCAUCAUCAUCAUCAUCAUCAUCAUCAUCAUCAUCAUCAUCAUCAUCAUCAUCAUCAUCAUCAUCAUCAUCAUCAUCAUCAUCAUCAUCAUCAUCAUCAUCAUCAUCAUCAUCAUCAUCAUCAUCAUAUGAGGCAAGCACUAAUGUGGAAUCCUGA